AUGAAGAGUAUACUAAAACUGACUCUUGUUAUGUCAGCAUAUAAUAAGACUGAUGUCCAUCCGUCAACCUUCAUUCUCGUUGGCAUUCCUGGAUUGGAGGCUGCCCACCUCUGGAUCUCCAUCCCGUUCUGUGUGGUAUACCUUUUGGCCUUGCUAGCAAACUUCUCCCUUUUGUUUAUCAUCAAGACAGACCCUAGCCUUCAUGAGCCAAUGUAUCUCUUUCUCUGCAUGCUGGCUGUGGCUGACCUUAUUGUGUGCACUACAGCAGUGCCAAAGCUUCUCAGCCUCUUUUGGUUUAAUGAUGGAGAAAUUCGUCUUGAAGCCUUUCUCACUCAAGUGUUUCUGAUUCAUUCUUGCUCUACCAUGGAGUCUGGGUUUUUCUUGGCCAUGGCUUUUGAUCGCUAUGUAGCUAUUUGUAAUCCAUUAAGGCAUUCAAUGAUUCUGACAAACACCGUGAUAAGGGAGAUGGGUCUCGCCAUUGUACUUCGGGGCACUGUUCUUCUCAGUCCUCAUCCUUUCCUGUUGCGUUGGCUUCCCUAUUGCAAAACCAGUGUAAUUUCUCACACUUACUGUGAGUUCAUGGCCCUCAUCAAAAUUGCCUGUGCUGAGACAAGAAUCCGAAGAGCCUACAGCCUAAUUGUGGCUUUCCUUACUGGGGGUGUAGAUUUCAUAUUGAUUAUUUGUUCUUACGUACUCAUACUCAACACUGUCUUCCACCUCCCAUCCAAGGAUGCUAGACUUAAGACUUUGGGCACUUGUGGUUCUCAUGUCCUUGUCAUCUUGGUCUCCUAUACACCAGCCUUCUUCUCUUUCCUCACUCACAGGUUUGGGCACCACGUGGCUCCCCAUGUCCACAUAUUUGUGGCCAACAUUUAUCUUCUGGUCCCACCUAUGGUAAACCCCAUUAUUUAUGGAGUGAGGACCAAAAGGAUAAGAGACAGAUUUCAUAACAAGUUUAAUAUAUGGGAUGGGCCACUCACUCUACCGGAAGUCUUUUCUAGGUAA
Elephantulus edwardii (Cape elephant shrew) is the source of this 1005-nucleotide messenger RNA. RefSeq names its product olfactory receptor 52D1-like. NCBI's taxonomy places the organism in Eukaryota, Metazoa, Chordata, Mammalia, Macroscelidea, Macroscelididae. Gene Ontology annotation, molecular function: olfactory receptor activity; G protein-coupled receptor activity. The transcript has a single exon. The coding region runs from base 1 to 1005 and encodes 334 amino acids. Gene Ontology annotation, biological process: G protein-coupled receptor signaling pathway. Gene Ontology annotation, cellular component: membrane. The record is from RefSeq and is a predicted model, not a curated record.